AUGUACCAUAGAGCAGUUCAAUCGAAUGCACCCCCUUCAUUUGAUGGGAAAGGCGAACCAACCCUAGCUGAAGAUUGGGUUCAAGACAUUGAAAAGAUAUUGCGAGUGUUAACCUGCACAGAGGAACAAAAGGUGGCAUAUGCAACAUUCAAACUGACCGGUGAGGCAAAAAGAUGGUGGAUCUCAGAAAGAACUAUCCGAGAAGCAGGGGGAACAGAAAUAGUCAAUUGGCCACAUUUUAAGCAUAUUUUUCUUGAACGAUUUUUCCCAAGCUCAGCUCGAGAGGAUAAGGCAAUGGAAUUUUCCACGUUGGUGCAGGGAACCAUGACGGUGCACCAAUAUGCAGCUAGGUUCAUUGAAUUAUCCCGUUUUGCUGCGUAUGUGAUUCCUGACGAAGAAAAGAAGGCGCGUAAAUUUGAACAAGGAUUAAAUGAAAAACUAUAUGAACGAGUUGUGGGCUUCCAGAUUCAGAAUUUCACAGAAUUGGUAGAUAAGGCCACAGUUUUUUAG
Molecule: messenger RNA, 510 nt
Organism: Juglans microcarpa x Juglans regia
Lineage: Eukaryota; Viridiplantae; Streptophyta; Magnoliopsida; Fagales; Juglandaceae
Exons: 1
Coding region: 1-510 (169 amino acids)
Source: RefSeq, a predicted model, not a curated record